Molecule: messenger RNA, 1852 nt
Organism: Drosophila innubila
Lineage: Eukaryota; Metazoa; Arthropoda; Insecta; Diptera; Drosophilidae
Product: phospholipase A1 member A
Exons: 4
Coding region: 429-1544 (371 amino acids)
Biological process (GO): lipid metabolic process
Molecular function (GO): lipase activity
Source: RefSeq, a predicted model, not a curated record
CGUGCGCUCCCGUGAAAGCCAAGAUCAAGUUGUUGGUGUUGUUGUCGCUCUCGUAAUUUUGUUUUGGGCGUUUCGCGCGUGGCCCGCAAAUUAUUGUCUAACACAUCGUCCGGAAUUAUGCCGCGACAGCGCCGUGAGCGUCGAAAUCGAGAGUGUUUCCGAGUCCAAUGACCAGCUGAAGCCGCAGCAGCAACUGACGCCAAUCGCGUUGCAAUCGAAAAGCAAAUCAAAAUCGAGAAACCUACGCGAAUUGCAUUGUUUUUACCAAAUGCAUAAACCUUGACCCAAAGAAAUAUAAAAAAUUAAAGAAAGAGCUAAAAGUAGUGGGUGAAAAGUUUUUCCUUUGUUCAUUAUACAACAACAAGUUAAUUACCAGACAAUUGACCUAGUUCGAGUUGAACUUUGCUUUAGCUCUUGACGAAGGAAAAAUGCCGUUGAACAGUUUGCAAAUUGCAAUUGAAUCAUCUUUAAAUUGGCGGCUUUUAUUGCCGCUCGUUGGCUGCAUCGUUUUUUAUGCGCCUUUUGCCGCUGGACAAAACGCAGCUGUUGUGGCGGCUGCCGUUGCCGCGGGUCAAAAUCAAUCGCAGGUCUAUGUGACUGAAUCUUGUUUGGAGAAACCAUAUCGGUGUCCACAUCCCAAGAUACAAUUUUAUCUGUACACGCGACGAACUCAGGAGCAACCGGAAUUUCUCGAUGUGCUCGAUGCGAAUUCCUUGUACUACACACACUUUAAUCCACGUCAUGCCACAAAGAUCAUCAUCCAUGGCUUUGGCGGUGGCAGAACGCUGAGUCCCAGUCCGGAUUUAAGGGAGGCCUACUUUGCAGUUGGGGAUUACAACAUCAUCAUUGUGGACUACAGUGAUGCGGUGAAGGAACCAUGUCUCAGUCAAAUGGAAUGGGCUCCUCGCUUUGGCAGCUUGUGUAUCUCACAGCUGGUAAAAUAUCUGGCACGGCAUCCACGUGGUGUUCAGCCCGAUGAUCUGCACUUCAUUGGCUACAGCGUGGGUGCCCACAUUGCCGGAUUGGUGGCCAAUUUUCUAAAGCCAGAAGAGGGAAAAAUAGGGCGCAUCACAGCGCUGGAUCCCACGAUAUUCUUCUAUGCCGGAGCCAAUAACUCCCGCGAUUUGGACACCAGUGAUGCUCACUUUGUGGAUGUGAUGCACACGGGCGCUGGGAUACUUGGACAAUGGCAUUCCAGUGGACAUGCUGAUUUCUAUGUUAACGGUGGCACCAGACAGCCCGCCUGUGUGGGAUCAGCCACUUUGUUUCAAACGCUAGCCUGCGAUCAUACCAAAGUGACGCCGUACUUUAUUGAAUCCAUAACUACAAAACGAGGAUUCUACGCCGGACCCUGUCCAAAUCUAUUUACCUAUCUGAUAGGCUGGUGUGAGCCUAAGGAUUCGGAGUAUGUGCUCAUGGGCGAGCACUGUUCUCACAAAGCACGUGGAAAUUAUUAUGUGACCACCAAUGCGAAAGCGCCCUUUGCCAGAGGUUUUCCAGGUAAGGGGCGUGCAAAUGGCGAGUACCAAGGAGUACGACGCUGAGGGAGAAUGGGAACGGUGGAGAUGAAUGAGGAACCGACUUAAAUCUAAGUUAUGUUUCAGAUUGUAGCAUUCUUGUGAUUUUAGAAGCUUGUUUCCUAAUUAUGUAUUUGUAUUUAUUUGCAUUGUUUUUGUUAGUUUUACUGCCGCCAUCGUCGUUGGGAGUAGCUGAGGAUCGAGUCCCAGUUACCCAGCAUAAUACUCCCAGCUCCAAUCAUCCGCGUCUUGUACAAAUCUAAAUCUAAUCAUUAAGUUUUAAGCUAAUGUUUGCUGGAAAAUAAAAGUAGAAUCAAGUGACAUACACAAAAGAA